Penicillium verrucosum is the source of this 1308-nucleotide messenger RNA. RefSeq names its product putative solid-state culture specific protein. The coding region runs from base 1 to 1308 and encodes 435 amino acids. Lineage: Eukaryota; Fungi; Ascomycota; Eurotiomycetes; Eurotiales; Aspergillaceae. The record is from RefSeq and is a predicted model, not a curated record. The transcript is spliced from 2 exons.
AUGGACCCCGCAAUUCCCAUCAAACUCGACUACACCCUGCGUGAUCUCUACUCAAACGGCAAUGAAGAUGACUUGAACACGGUCCUAAUUUACUAUCCUCUGCAAUUUGAGUAUAUUCAUGGAAGAUCAUCGACAAAAUUUGUCUAUGCGUAUACACUGCAAAAUGACGAUGAAAAAGCGUCGUCUUCGAUUGCAAUGGCAGCAGGCAUGUUACCCCAACGGUACGCAUUCUCCGCGGGUAAUAUGCCACUGUUUAUCCUGGAUUUUGAUCCAAGAAACAUCCAGAAAGAAGCGAAUCAUAUAACAUGCCAAGUGAUGGACAAGCUACCUCCCCGCCAUGUUGAUAUCCGUCGGACCUUUGCCCAGUUAACGCCCGACCAACAACCGACUUUGACUUUCGUGGACAACCCGGAAAAUAUACCUCUAGAGGCUGGGGCGCAGGUUGCCGUUUUAGUCCCUAUAGACUGUCUGUCGCAUCUUCCCCAUCUUGUUCAGCCGGAGAUCCAUUACGAGAUCCUGUCGAAACGCGGGCUUGCUGUGUCCGGCUUGGCGACACCCCCUUCCCAGGUUAUUGACACCUGCCUUAUCGACCCAGGGGACCCGAUUCUUUUGAAACAAGAGGUUUCGCGGAUGGUGGAAUCAACUGAACAGCGUCAACUACCGUUCAUGAUCAAGCUUCCACAGUCCAUUUCCGGCAUAGCAGCUCAACAAGUCCAAUCAUCACUUAUAUCCUUGUUCUAUGGUACUUCAAGAUUACAUUACUGGGCCAGUGGUGGCGCUGUCGCUUUUCGUCACGAAAAAGGGCAGCCCCGCUUCAUUGCUUGUUGCGAGCAGCUCUUCGACGAGCAGGGACAUUGGAUCGGCGGGUCAAUCUUGUACCGACAGCAGACGGAGCUUUGCGAGACCUUUUCCGCCAUUUCGGAGAAUGUGGCAACUUUCUUACAUAGCAAAGGGUAUCAUGGGCCGGCUGGUGUGGACAUUGUUACUGACGAACACUCGGGGGAACAGUUCAUCGUUGAUCUCAACGUCCGGGUCACCGGUACAUUCCAUUUGGGUCCCCUACUGGGACAUUUCACCCAGCGCGGGCUGUUUGAGGCUGCCAUAACUAUGGGUGACUUUUCGUGUUCUAGAGAUGCAUUUGAGGAGAGGUUUGCGGACGAGAUUCGCAAUGGUAGUCUGAUCGUGAGUGGCUGGGUCCAUGACGAGUCGAGUCGUCCUAGCCAUGCUGCAAUCACUAUCGGGGCCAGAGACUCUUACGAGUUGAAAGAAUAUCUCGAACGCAUCAAAGCGGUUGCUUUGCACGCAUAG